AUGCUCAAGAAGUCAAGAGUAUUGGGUAAAAUUCCAAUUCCAUAUUUGAUAAAAGGCAGUAGCUGUUUCUACUCUACAGUUGUAACAUCAGCGCCAAUUACGUUAGAAGAUUCGUUGCAAUCGAUUCUAUCAGAUAUUCAAGAUGGAUCGAAUAUUGUAACUCCAAAUAAGCCCAACACGAAUUUACUUACAUCGAAGCAACCAAUAAAAGCUUUGAAACACUUGCAAUGGAAAACGAAUUUGAGAGUGAAAAAGACAACCAGGUUGCUCAAAUACUCUAACGAGAAGCUAACUCCAGAGGACUAUUCUGUGUUUGUGAACCAGUUAAUGGAUGUGUACAGCAAAGAUAUUGAACUAUUGAAUAAAACUGAAGUAUGGAAGUCUCUUUACCAUAUUUAUCGAGUUUUUGUUGUCAAUGCCGUUGAUGAUGGUAAUGCCAUGGUCCUGUACGAUUUGAAUCAAUUUGUUAGAAUGUUUAUAAACUUAAACGAUUUACCGUUAGCUAGAAACGUUUUCCAAUUGAUUUUGAAGAAUUCAAAGAAUGGAGAGAUACCAAAAGAUGUUCAGACUAUAUGCAUGUACCUAAGGUUAUAUUGUGGUGCACUAAGCGAAUUAUGGACGACACAAACUUCUCGGAACUUUUAUCAAGAUCUUAUCGGAUCAUUAUCUGGAUCUAACGCAAGUAGCAUUCGUAUCCCAUCGCACAUAGCAUACCCAACGAUCGGAGUACCGCAAUUCCAACUAUUAUUGAGAAAAUUAGUGGAGGAUCCAGAAUAUUCAAAGCUAAGAAAUACGGAAAUGGACUCUUUAAUUAUUCAAGCGUUGGGUCAUUACAAAGAAGUGCCAUUUUUGAAGCAAUACAUUUCAAUUUUUUAUGGCAUCGAUGAGAAUGUUACUAUCACUGAAACUCAUCCGGGAAUAAAGAAAUUAACACCAGAUUCCCAACUCCUAAAAUCAGUGAUAUCUGCAUAUGGACAUAAUAACAACAUCACGUCUGGCAUGACAGUUAUUGGAUCGUUCAUGGAAAAAUACCCCGAAAUGAAUUUGGACAAGUCCUUCUGGCGUACGACUAUUUAUUGGAGUCUCCGGGAAUGGAAUAAAUAUAAAGAUAGCAAGGGAAGUCAACCUAAGAAAGCAUGGAAUUUAAUGCUAAACUGGUAUGCUACCAUUGGAAAAGCGGUACCGUUUGACCAAAAGAUCAUGUUAUAUAGACUUUCAUUCCUAAAGUCCCGUAAAGAUCACAAUGCGGCCAUAAGAGAUGUACAACAAGUAUUCAAACGCAUCUUUAUCAAAACUGAAAAGAACACAUUCAUUGUAGAAAGGUUAGUGCUUUACGCAUACCAGAGGUUCAUCAUAAAAAAUCUUGUAAAUCAAAAUGAGAACGCAAAAUGUGUUGAUUUCAUAAACGAAUGGAGAAUCGAUUUCGAAAACGGCAGAUAUUUAGAAAGGUAUUUCAAAGAACUGACGCACCCCAAGAAUGAAAGUGACGAACAAAAAAAGCUAAAUGACGAAGAUGAUGAUUACAAUUUCCCAUUAUUCGGGACCAAUAUUCUAUAG
Kluyveromyces lactis is the source of this 1557-nucleotide messenger RNA. It is a transcript of the gene AEP2, whose product is annotated as Aep2p. Bases 1 to 1557 code for a protein of 518 amino acids. Lineage: Eukaryota; Fungi; Ascomycota; Saccharomycetes; Saccharomycetales; Saccharomycetaceae. The transcript has a single exon. The record is from RefSeq and is a predicted model, not a curated record.